AUGGCCGCCAAGCUUCACCGUUUGAGUUGAAUCUUCCCUCCUUCUAUUCUAACCUCCUUGAUUAAAUGUGGAAAACCGAACUUCUGUUUGUGUCUUCUAUGUAUGUAAUUCUAUGUCACGAAGGUAAACAAAAGUGAGUGUGAUAAUGUUACAAUAUCCUGUAACUAAAUUAAUAAGUCACUUAUCAAAGUCAAGAUAUGUAUUUCACCAGUUUUCUUAUUUAAGCGGUUAUGCAGUGAAAUACAAAGAUUAUGGGGAUCCGAAUAAUGUUUUGGAACUUGUAGAGUACGAUGUUCCAGAUAAUCUUGAGUCCCGGCAAGUUCUAUUGAAAAUGCUUGCUGCUCCUGUAAACCCUGCUGACAUUAAUAUGAUUCAGGGAAAAUAUGCUGUGAAACCCGAAUUACCAGCAAUAGGAGGAAAUGAAGGAGUAGCAGAAAUUUUAAAAGUUGGAUCUUCUGUCAAAAAUCUGAAAGUAGGUUCAUGGGUCAUUCCAUGUUCUUCAGGGUGGGGCACAUGGAAAACUCAUGCUGUCUGUAAUGAAGACGAAGUUUUAAAGGUUGAUGAGACUCUUCCUUUGGUUAGUGCUGCUACCAUUGCUGUAAACCCAUGUACAGCUUACAGAAUGAUAAAGGACUUUGAAAAUUUAAAGCAAGGUGAUAGUAUUAUACAAAAUGGGGCCAAUAGCAGUGUAGGACAGGCUGUUAUACAAAUUGCCAAAUAUUUAAAAAUAAACACCAUUAAUGUUAUUAGAGAUCGUCCUAAUUUAGAAUCCUUGAAAUCUUAUUUGACAUCAUUAGGUGCUUCUUAUGUUGUGACAGAAAAUGAAUUAAGGACUCCAACAAUGAUCGACAUACUGAAAAAUAUUCCAAGACCUAAACUUGGUUUUAAUUGUGUUGGUGGUAAGAGUGCUGCAGAACUAAUACGGCAUAUGACUGAUAAAGGUACUAUAGUUACAUAUGGAGGAAUGUCUAAACAACCCAUAACAAUUAGUACAGCUUGCUUAAUUUUCAAUGAUAUCAGACUUCGAGGUUUCUGGAUGACACAAUGGAAUAAAGUGCACUCGGCAGAAGAGAGAACAGAAAUGCUAAAUGAGAUCACUUCUAUAAUUAAAGGAGGAGGAUUAAAACCUCCUGUAAAUCGAAUGAUAAAAUUUCAGAAUUUUAAAGAAGCUGUUGCUAAAUCGAUGGAACCAUAUAUAUCAGAAAAACAAAUUUUAGUAAUGUAGAUGGUGUUAGUCCUGCAUUUGAGCUAGGAAUUUAAUUAAAUAUGCUAUAUUUUGUACACUGUUGUUUUUUAAUAGAAAAUAGGGAGCUAUUCAUGUAGCUUUCACCUUGUGAGAGAGAUAUUUUUUCUAGAUUUCUCAUUUAUUUUGAUACCACUGAAUCCUAAAAUAUUUAAAAAUAAAAAAGGAAAAUAUAUAA
Stegodyphus dumicola is the source of this 1421-nucleotide messenger RNA. Its product is annotated as enoyl-[acyl-carrier-protein] reductase, mitochondrial. Gene Ontology annotation, molecular function: oxidoreductase activity. The record is from RefSeq and is a predicted model, not a curated record. Lineage: Eukaryota; Metazoa; Arthropoda; Arachnida; Araneae; Eresidae. Gene Ontology annotation, cellular component: mitochondrion; membrane. Gene Ontology annotation, biological process: fatty acid metabolic process.